CCUCCGCACUCGUCAGAAAUGCAAAUACUGGAGCCUCACUGCAGACCUCCCGCCUCAGUAGCCCCGGAGGUGGGACCCCGACAUACGCGUCUUAAUGAAGCGCUCAAGGUGAGGCAGCGAUGCGCUAACGGUCCUGCGCCACGAUAUCCCUGCAGCCUUUCCGCUCAGCGGCCCUCACCCAGCGGCAUCACCUGGGGAGGGAGCAUUUUAGAAACGCAGCAUCUCGGGCUGCACCCUAGAUCUGCUGAAUCAGAACCCGCACUUAAACAAGAUCCCAGGACAUUCGAGUCUGAGACGCCUCGUUCUAUAUGACCGUGUCUGAAUAAUAUGAUGAGGACCUCUUCGCCACUAGGUCUUGACUACGCUAACCAGGACUGCCCGUGCCGUUUCAAGCUUGGACCUCGGCAGCACAAGGAAAUGGAGCUCAGCGGUGUAUAGCGGAAAGCUUAUGGACAGGCCCACGUCCCUGCAUUUAGGUGCUAAGAGAUGGUGCUUGUGGGGCUCAUCUCUGCCUAAGAAUUGGGUGCUCCAGGACUGGAAGAGCCAGCUCUGAUCCUGGGCUCCCUUCUUGAACAAGCCUUCACUUCCAGCCACUCCAGUCCAACGGUCAAACGACUCAUUCUCUCUUAAUGAUGGGUAUUGGGAAGAACACUACGUCCAAGUCCAUGGAGGCUGGGAGUUCCACCGAAGGCAAAUACGAGGACGAAGCAAAGCACCCCGCUUUCUUCACCCUUCCGGUGGUGAUAAAUGGGGGUGCCACAUCCAGUGGUGAACAGGACAAUGAAGACACCGAGCUGAUGGCGAUCUACACGACAGAAAACGGCAUCGCAGAAAAGAGCUCUCUGGCCGAGACCUUGGAUAGCACUGGCAGUCUCGACCCCCAGAGAUCGGACAUGAUUUACACCAUAGAAGACGUUCCUCCCUGGUACCUCUGUAUAUUUCUGGGGCUGCAGCACUACCUGACGUGCUUCAGUGGCACGAUCGCGGUGCCCUUUCUGCUGGCCGAUGCCAUGUGUGUGGGGUACGACCAGUGGGCCACCAGCCAGCUCAUUGGGACCAUUUUCUUCUGCGUGGGAAUCACGACUUUGCUGCAGACAACAUUCGGAUGCAGGUUACCCCUGUUUCAGGCCAGUGCUUUUGCAUUUCUGGCCCCUGCUCGAGCCAUCCUGUCUUUAGAUAAAUGGAAAUGUAACACCACAGAUGUUUCAGUUGCCAACGGAACAACCGAACUGUUGCACACAGAGCACAUCUGGUAUCCUCGGAUACGCGAGAUCCAGGGGGCUAUCAUCAUGUCCUCACUGAUUGAAGUGGUCAUCGGCCUCCUAGGCCUGCCUGGGGCUCUGCUGAAGUACAUUGGGCCCCUGACCAUUACGCCCACGGUGGCCCUCAUUGGCCUCUCUGGUUUCCAGGCAGCGGGAGAGAGAGCGGGGAAGCACUGGGGCAUCGCCAUGCUGACAAUUUUCCUAGUAUUACUGUUUUCUCAAUAUGCCAGAAAUGUUAAAUUUCCUCUCCCGAUUUACAAAUCCAAGAAAGGAUGGACUGCAUAUAAGUUACAGCUUUUCAAAAUGUUCCCUAUCAUCCUGGCCAUCCUGGUGUCCUGGCUUCUCUGCUUCAUCUUCACAGUGACGGACGUCUUCCCUCCUGACAGCACCAAGUAUGGCUUCUACGCGCGAACGGAUGCCAGGCAGGGUGUGCUCCUCGUAGCCCCAUGGUUUAAGGUCCCGUACCCAUUUCAGUGGGGACUGCCCACCAUCUCCGCCGCUGGUGUCAUUGGCAUGCUCAGCGCAGUCGUUGCCAGUAUUAUCGAAUCUAUCGGGGACUACUACGCCUGCGCCAGGCUGUCCUGUGCCCCACCGCCUCCCAUCCAUGCAAUAAACAGGGGGAUUUUCGUGGAGGGUCUCUCCUGUGUUCUCGAUGGAAUAUUUGGUACUGGGAAUGGCUCUACUUCAUCCAGUCCCAACAUUGGAGUUUUGGGAAUUACUAAGGUCGGCAGCCGCCGCGUGAUCCAGUACGGAGCCGCCCUCAUGCUGGCCUUGGGCAUGAUUGGAAAGUUCAGCGCCCUCUUCGCCUCGCUUCCGGAUCCUGUGCUUGGCGCCCUCUUCUGCACGCUCUUCGGCAUGAUCACAGCUGUCGGACUCUCCAACCUACAGUUUAUUGAUUUAAAUUCUUCCCGGAACCUCUUUGUGCUUGGAUUUUCAAUCUUCUUUGGGCUCGUCCUUCCAAGUUACCUCAGACAGAACCCUCUUGUCACAGGGAUAACAGGAAUUGAUCAAGUGUUGAACGUCCUUCUCACAACCGCUAUGUUUGUAGGAGGCUGUGUAGCUUUUAUUUUGGAUAAUACCAUCCCAGGCACUCCAGAGGAAAGAGGAAUCAGGAAAUGGAAGAAGGGCGUGGGCAAAGGGAGCAAGUCACUCGACGGCAUGGAAUCCUACGAUUUGCCAUUUGGCAUGAACAUUAUUAAAAAAUACAGAUGCUUCAGCUAUUUACCCAUCAGCCCAACCUUCAUGGGCUACACGUGGAAAGGCCUCAGGAAGAGCGCGAACAGCCGGAGUUCAGACGAGGACUCGCAGGCCACGGUAUAGCCGUAGCUUACCCUGUGGCCUGGCCGCAGUGAGGCAUGAAUCUAGUUCCUUGCUGAGUAACAAGCAGUAACAUAUAUGUUUGUAUAUCUGCAUUUCCAUCCUGCACCCCAGAGCUAAGACAGAUUGCAAAUAGCUUCUUUGUUGUGGUGGUGAUCAUGUCUAAUAUGGUGUCUGCCUAUCUCUUUAUUUAAGUCCUGACCCCUUGCCCUUGAGAGUGUCUGCUGCUGGCCGUGGUCACUGAAUUUGAUAGUUCCUGUCCUCCUGUGGGAGUGGAUGUUUGAAAUCCACUGCAAUUGCUUGUUUUCAGUCCCCUUCCACUACUCCUAGCUUUCCUAUAAGCCACCUCCGGGGUCCAGGGGCUUUCUGUCCUGGAAGCACCUGGACCUGCUAGUUUUUUAUUUGACCUUGACCCAAACUGCAGAGACCUCCUGUGGUCAAGGAGCAAGUAUCUGCGCCUUGUCCCAACUGACAGGUCAAAUAUGGUUCUGUUUUCCCUGAUACUCCUGUAGAAGGAGGCUGUUGAUCUGAUUGAAAACAGUGAUAUGGUUACUAUGCCCAGAUUUGUGCUUGGGUAAGGUCUGUGCAGAUCGUAUUAGAUUGGGAACCUGUUUGGGGGAUUGGAGGGGAAGGGGAAGGACCUGAAGUCAGUAUCUGAUCCUCAACUGCUCCGUCUCGGUGCCGCGCUGGCCCAGGGUGGGCCAGCACAUUUCAUAUUGGCCUGUUUUUCACUAGUAGCUGAGACACUAUCUGGCAUUUAUCACCCCUGGCUGGUGCAACAGGUAUAGAGUACCACACAAGGGCACCAGCCAGAUGUUUAUGGGAGUCUUGGCUCUGCUGUCAUGUGGAUGUCAGUUCUUGUUGUGUAUGUCUAUAAAUACAAGAUUUUAUUCCUAUUUAAUGUUAUUGACUAUAGCAGAUUUUUGAAAUCAGUGUUUUUCCAUGUGACCCUCUGACCUUGCAUCCCUAUUACUUGUGCUCCACCCUCUCCCUCCCAUUAAGGAAAGAACCAGCAUUUGUAGAGCUGUGGACACCAUCAGGGAAGCUUGUUGUCAUGGCUUUUGAAGGCCAGUAACCAUUCUUGUGGUUGUGUUUUGUAUUGCUUGACACCAUGAAAGUGUAAAUACUGUAAUGCCUAACCUAUUUAUCAAAACUGACUACUGGACCAGAGCCCAGAAACCAUGGGGUAUGUUGUACGUGAAUUUGUUUCGUGAAGAAGGGAAGCCAGGGCAGGUAAAAAAUAGAGCCGCCAUAGUGGAUGGCCUGGCAUCCUGGUAAAUUCAUCACCAACAGUUCUGUUGCAAGUUAUUUCCGGCAGUUAAGGCUUAAGGAGACUUUCUGUGGGUUGCCAUGUUGCGUGUCCACUGGAUCUUGCUUUUGCAGAUGGGAAGAUGAGCUCUCCUGGCCAAAUGCUGCCUUUCUUGUUUCAGUUAUUUAUUGCACAAGGUGGUGGAAAGGCAGCCACCAGGGUCCCCUCUGUUGAGUUCUAAUUAAAUAACACUAAAUUCUUUCGGGGGGGGCGGGGGGGAAGGUUACUAAAGUUGAAUUUGGUUUGAAAUUUUUCAGCCAAAGGGAAAGUCUGAGACAUACAGUAGUGAGCUCGCUUCCUGAGGUCGGGCUUCCUAAGUGUGCGUUGACCUGGUUGAGCAGUUGAGACUUGGACAGCAGUGGGCAUCUCUGUCUCCCAUCAGUGGGACGUGGUUCUGGUCUCAGCAGCCUAGUGUCCACAGGGUGCAUCUUCUGCCCCGUGGCUGCCUCUGCGGCACCGGCAGCAGCAUCGUGUCACUGCAGCCUCCUUGGCUCCUGGAAAGUUGGGGCUUCAAGACUUGUUCUGGCAAGAACACUUCAGAGCCACUUCAUUGUUUGCCAAGACCUUAAACAGAAUAAGAACUUAGAUUGUAAAUUACAUGUAAUUUUGUAUGUUACUUUUUUUUUAAGUGUAUUUGAUGCAUAGUUUAUUUCGAAGCACACUGGUUAAGGAUGGCCAUCCCUUUAGCUUGGUAAGCCCUCGAGGCUGACAGCCCUCCUAGACUGAGUUGCUCUCAGUUCCUUCUAUUGCUAUUUUUGCUCAGCAUCUCCAGUUUCUCAGCUCUGAAAAAUGAGGAAAGCUGUUACACAUGUCAGAGAUUUGUAGUAUUCUAGCUCUGUAGGUAAGCAGAAGGACCAGAUACUCAAAUGAAAGCAUCUGAACAAUCAGUAAUUCAGAAACAAACAUGUCCCCUUCAGCCUAGUAACCAGCGGGUAACACUCAGGAUACGUAUGUGCUUCAGACAUCCAGAAGCCCACUCCCUUCUGAAACCCCUCCUUGAGUCAGGUUUUAUUAGGAAGUUUCAAGUCUGCUGGUCCAGGGGGUGUCUGCAAGCAUUCACAUGUGGAGGGAAACCCUGUACCCACGCCACCUGUUGGAAACAGGGUUUUUGCCCUUCUUUCGCUGGGGCCAACUUUAGAUUCUCUGUCCAAGGGCAGCAGUGGGGGCUGAUGGAAGGGGACAGGAGGCGCGGAUGAAAGAGGGCAGCCUGACUAGAGGCUCCUUUGAGUCUGGUACUUUCUGUGCAGCCUGUGAAACUCACCUGUGCUUGAGUGGUUGGAGUCUCAUGAUAACUAAUAAAUCUUGUACGUGCAGCACCCACCAACCAUUUCAGGAAGUGGUCCUCCUGCUAGCAACUAUGCGACAGAAUGAGCCUAAUUGAAAGAAAACUGUGUUCAUCUGCUUCUUGGGUUUAAGCACACCACCUGGAGGGGAGGUUUUGCGAGACGUGGUACCCAUGCGUGGUCUGUCCCUGUUCACUUCCCACUUUUAACUGUUGGCCUGUGUUGCUGAGGCUACACACCCAGCCUGCUUUGUUUGACCAGUAGAAUGUUUUAAAAUAUUUUAUAUGUAAAUGCCCCUGGGCAGGGCGUUCAGUCUCCAAUUUCCACAGUGGCCACCUACCCACCAUCUUUACAUUUACGCAAGCCAUCCUGAUGUGCAAAGUAAAUUGAAAGUGUAAGGACAGUAGGUGCAGCCGUAUCACAGUAAGGAGUAGAUAAGGGAGACCUCCAGCACUGGUUUUGAUAAAAUACCUAACAUGGUUCACAGAAUGAUGGGCAGUGGCUCCAGUCUUCGUAAGCAGUUUUCAUUUUCAUUUUUACUAGGGAGUUAAACUUAGUAUCGUUGGUACAGAAUCUUAAGAGGGUUUCAAAUGUCAACUUUUAGUUAAGUUUCUUAUGAUGGAUCAAGGCAAGAGAAGUGGCUUAACCAGGUCAACUAGAAUGAAGCAUCAUGGGUCCUGAUGGUUUCCCAUUUUCAUGAUAACAAAUUCACACACAGGAUUUGCUUUAUACUGUAGAAUACUGACUUUCAUGAUGACAACUUGAUUUAUGCAUGAAUAUUACAGUAUUUCCAUAUAGUAAAAUAACAUUUCUACCCAGGAUAAUAGUCACAGUUUUCCAGGGAGGGAAUGAUAUGAUUUUCAUGACAAUGUCAUGUGAUGAUAGAAUUUCUCCAUUGAUGAAUCUCUAGUAUGUGUGUAUACUUUAUUUACCCAUGCAUAUAUUUUAUGACCAUAAGCUAAGUUGUUAUUUCUUUAAUUCAUGUCCCUGCUGAAAUAUCGGUACUUAGCAACUUAGACUUGAAGUUGGCAACUAUAAUCUUCCUUAAUAUCAAUGCCACAAGAGUGGCCAGGCCAGAUGGGAGGUGAAUAAGGAGCUGUGGUGGGAGCCUCAUUCCAGAACCUGCCUGGCACAAGGAGAGGCAGCAUCCUGCAGGCCGCUGUGCUUGGGGUGUGCACUCAGGCCUGGCGUGGUUGUCGCUCGAGGCCCGGUGCGCAUGCUCAGCCACGCCCUCUUGACACACGUGGUCAUGCGCAUUGGCAGGGAGCUGCCCCUGGGCUUCAGAGAAGAGCCUGUAGUUUCACGUGCUGCACGUGUUAUGCCCUGUCCCCUUGGGAUUUGGACACGGGGAACAGGACGUCUCCCACCCUCCACCCCUCCUGCAGUCACAGCCUGAGUAGUGCAAGAAGACCACCCGUUUUUGCCAGUGUUCAGUUUCCACCCAUGGACCCAGAAAGCACGUUAGCGCUGGGAAUCCCUUUUCAGCAGCCUCACACACAUUCCUGUCCUAGGUUGUUGUUGACUGUGCCUCGUCAUCACUACAUAUGUAACUUUCAGCAUCCUUAGAAUUCCUGUGUGUGUUUCCCAGCACUUAGUACACCCUUCCCAGCGUGGCCAUCUUACUGGCAGUUCAAAUUAAUACCGUUUUGGGUUUUUUUGUUUAUAACAACCUUUGUUUGACAUAUUAAUAAAUUUCUGACUGUUCUUAAAACAGUGGGGAUGCCUAUAUUUUCCUUGAGUUUUUGUGACUGACUUUGGCUAUGUACCUUUCUGGGAUUUUUUUUGUUUUUUUUUUUGUUUGUUUUGAUUUUUUUUUUUUUUUUGCAUACCAAGGGUAUUUGGGUGGGGUUGUUUUUUGAGAUGUGUAAUUCUUUUAUGGAGUUUUUAAAAAGAAUUUUCAUAUUGUUUUUCUAACAUGGCUUCAUUAAACGUUUAAGUAUUUUAAAAAUAUGUAAUAUUUGGACCAGAUGUUGUGAAUAAUAGUAGAGAUAAAGCUAUUUUAUUCUGUAUUUUUAAAACUGUUCCGUACAAAUAAAAGCUCUUCUGGACACAGUU
Molecule: messenger RNA, 7226 nt
Organism: Hipposideros armiger (great roundleaf bat)
Lineage: Eukaryota; Metazoa; Chordata; Mammalia; Chiroptera; Hipposideridae
Gene: SLC23A2
Product: solute carrier family 23 member 2
Exons: 17
Coding region: 630-2582 (650 amino acids)
Biological process (GO): transmembrane transport
Cellular component (GO): membrane
Molecular function (GO): transmembrane transporter activity
Source: RefSeq, a predicted model, not a curated record